AUGUUUGUUAGUCCAAGAACGUCUGUUGUUGGUGACAACCCCGUAACAAUAAAUUGCCUCAACGCCUGUGCCUUCCAACAAUCCGUCUUGACCACCGUCGGCCAAAUUCAAUAUGUAGCCUUCUAUUCAUCAACAUACCCUUCCUCUGGUGUGAGACAUGUGACAAUUGCCCGCCGCAAUCACCAAAUCAAAGAUGCACCAUGGGAACCUCUGACCUUCACUGACUAUGAUCAAACGACGGAUGACGGACAUAAUACCAUAUCGAUCGGCGUGUGUAUUGGAGAUGGCACGAUUCAUGUCGCAUUCGACCACCACUGUAGUGAACUAAAGUACCGGGUUUCACGGCCGGGACUUGCAGAUGAUAGCACACCAUCAAGCUGGACGCUAGAUGCCUUCGGGCCAAUCCGAAACAACCUACCUACAUCAGCAGUGGAGGAAAAUGGCGCGCUGGUUGACGUGACAUAUCCACGCUUCAUCCGCGCAAAUUCAGGGCUAUUCUUCGAAUGCCGCAUUGGAAAGUACGCAAUUGAACUCCAUCCGCUGUCAAAUCAGUCUGACCAGACAUACAGGGCCGGUGCGGGAUCAGAUAUUCUAUACUUUUACGACCCCUUAAACUCCCUUUUCGAGUUGCGAGGGAAAUAUCUAAUAGGCCGAAACUGUAAUCCCUAUCCAAAUGGACUCAGCUUUCAUCACCCCAGUCAAAGCUUACACGUUACAUGGACGAAUCGACAUUUCAUUGACUACGAGGGCGCCAACGACGAGGAGUCAAGCCUGCACAAAGCCCAGGCCGGACCUAAUGGACCUGAAAAUAAUGAAGGUCUCUACCAUGCCUACAGUCGUGAUUUAGGAACCACAUGGCAUGGGACUGGGGGAGAGGUCACGGCUGUCUUGUCUUCGGAGGGCUCCGGUAUGGAUUCGCAAGACUCUCGCCUUCGCGCGCGUAAGAUCCCGCGAGAUGGCGGGAUCAUGAAUCAGGAGGCUCAGUUUGUUGAUGUGCAAGGCGAUGUUCAUGUACUGAAUCGUGAGAGAGGAAAGGAAGGGGAGGCUUGGAUGCAUUAUAAUUGUCGCGGUGGAUUGGGGGUGUGGACUGCCACAGAGCUGCCUGGCCCGCGACCAACAUUUACUGGACCCCGAGGAAAGAUCGUUUCCCACCCACGACUGGCGACAAUUUUCUUUGUUCUUCCUGGAAGGGAACCUGGGGAGUUGGUUAUACUGCGGGCCAACUUGGAGGAGCCAUCGGGGAGGUAUAAUGGGUAUGAAGUGGUGUGGAGGGGUGAUGGGUACUCGGGGGAGCCACUAGUAGAUCAAGAAGCACUAGAAGACAGGAGGUUGUCAGUUCUGAUUAUUCGUGAGCAGAAGGUUGUUGUGGUGGAUUUUGAAAUUGAUACAUUGGUUCACUAG
Molecule: messenger RNA, 1401 nt
Organism: Penicillium odoratum
Lineage: Eukaryota; Fungi; Ascomycota; Eurotiomycetes; Eurotiales; Aspergillaceae
Product: BNR repeat-containing protein
Exons: 1
Coding region: 1-1401 (466 amino acids)
Source: RefSeq, a predicted model, not a curated record